UCAACGUCAGUUUAAAACACGGCAUGUUGGCUUAGCUGUUUGUUUUCCACAGAGACUCAAUUUUACACAUUCAGUGCGCUUAGAAAAGCGUUUUCCAAAAUUUUAAACCAUUUUAUUUAAAGAUUCUUAAGCGGUAAUCGUAGUGGUCCCUGUUGUUUCUUGGCCACACGGCCGGGGCUCUCAAUCGACGAGCACAGCGGUAAGAGGGUGUCGAAGUGUCAGUUAUCUUCCUUUGAUUUGGAGAAAAUGACCGACUCAGAUUCUGAAUACACAGACUGUGACGAUGACUCCAUCACAGAGAUUGAGAUUACAACAAAGGGGAUGGGAAAUGAUCCUGCAACCACCACAGCCUACCCUGCAGUUAUUGUUUUUGCACAAUGGGACUGCAUCCCCGUCGAUAUCAGGAAGGAGGCAGCACAUCUGAUGAGGCUCCACAAUUUCUGGGUGCACAUUCUGCUGCGGAGCGACAGCCCCCACAAUGUGGUCACCUGGGCUAAAGGCUUAGGGUUCAUCAAUCCAUUGGACCCGACCCAUUUGAGCCUGAGGAACCUACUCAAGAUCGAAUCCCUGGAAGCGAUCUUCCGAGCUAUGGAGAUAGGAACUUUUAAAAAGGACUUCACAAGAGAUCUAAUCUUGAUAAGUACCAGGUUUAGUGAACAAUGCCCAGGUGCUUUCGAGGAAGCUCUGGAAUGGUUAGCAUCGACGGAAGAGCCUGACAUCCGGGCUCGUGUCCUGCAUCUGGGUCACGUCCACAUGUGCUACACAGCCUUGCUCUUCAUUUUCAAAGAGUAUGCACAUUUCAUCUUCCGAAUGGCAAAAAACCUGGAGCGGACUAUGGCGGAGCUGCGAACCAAGCCUCCCGAGUCCCUCCUUGCGGCAAGUGAUGACCUCAAGAAGCAAGGGAAUGAUCUGUUUCAGAAGCAGAAGUAUGAAGAAGCUGUGGACAUUUAUUCCAAAGCCAUCAGAUGUUGCCCUGAAAACUACGUUGUCUUUGCCAAUCGGGCGCUUUGUUACAUCCGCUGUAAGAAAUACCUAGAAGCUGCUUUUGAUGGAAAACGAGCUGUUCUGAUAGAACCACUGUGGGCGAAGGGUCAUUACCGCUACUGCGAGGCCCUGUUCUUGUUAGGCGAGGUCAACAUGGCCAUCACAGCCAACAAGUCAGCUCGGAAUCUGUGCAAGAACGACUAUGAGGGAGUCAAAGACCUGGCGCAGCAGCAUCAGAAGUUUAUGAGUGAAACGUUGGGCAACACAAGUAACAAAGCGGAACCACCAAAGAAAGGUCAAGGUUCGAGUAAAGCAGUGCCCAUUAAGAACUCAAAUGCAGGGCAACCACAGCAACUGGUGAAAGGAAAAGGAGGUAGUCAUAAGAAUAAGACAAAGGCGGCGGCAGUUGCAGCCUUGCAAUCAAAGGUGACAGGAGGUCAAAUGAACAAGGAGAACCAACACGCAGGUAAAGGGGAGACUGUACCAUCAGUGGCGGCAGUUGCCACUGAAGAGCCCAAAAUGCCAAAAAAGAUGACGGCACCGGCAACCGCCGCAGCUAAAGAGUUCAGCACACCAAAGAGGACGAUGGCACCGCAAGCCGAUAAAGAGCCUGGAACUCCCAAGAGGAAACCCAAGAGCAUGGAGAAUCAACCCAAACAGCAACAGCCAGUCGCCACUAACAAAGCUGCCGUGUGCAAAGAGUUGAGGUCUCUUGUGGAUGACGCCCACACAGCCCUAAGCAACCUGUGCAGCUACAACGCCGAGCAAGCCUUCGGCCAGGCGCUGGUCCUGCUGGACACCAGUUCACACAAGGACCUUGGACUUUCAGCGUUAGAUGUGCAGAUGUUGCUUUACGGCCGUGUGUCAGCCCUGACAGAAAUUGGCAAGCCCGAGGAACUUGCAGAAGCACGACGACUCUUGGAGAAGAUCAAAUCUUAUGAGGAGAGGAUUUUUCAGUGUUUGGUUUACUACGCCCACGGGAGGCUUUAUCUCAAAGAGAACAGAUUUGCUGUUGCUCAGGAAUACUUUGAGAAUUCUCUGCAGAUGGUGAAGAAUCGGAUAACCCCGGGUAUUCUCACCUGGCCUCUAACUAAAGAGAUUGUUAAAGAAACCCAGCUGGACCAUUUUAAUAAAAUGUUGGAGGAUUCUAUAGCUUUAUGCAAAUUUCCCCCUUUGCCUGAUGCCACUUGUCGACUUGGGAAAUGCCUCGGCUCUUCCAAAAAUGUUUACUUCACUGACCCAGAUUUUAAAGGCUUCAUUCAGAUAAAGUGCUGCCAGCAGUGCCUGAUUGAAUACCACAGUGCUUGCUGGAAGAUGCUGAAGACAUCAUCGCCUUUUGAAAAGAAUGAUAAGGAUUUUCUGGAACAACCAUGUCUGACUCCAGACUGUUGUGGUGAAAUCUGUAGCAUCAAAAUCAUUGGCCCAACAGGCCUGGUGAAAUGUAAGUUUGAAAGUGACAUUGCAAAGCCGCAGACGCAGAGGAAGCCAAAAGUGAAUCAGAAGUCUUGUACUCGAGUGAAGAACUUCAAGUCAAAGGAGGAGGGUCACCUGAAAACAAAGAAUAAUCAUAAGGUGACUUGUGAAGAGACGCAGACUAUUGGUGAAGAGAUUCUACCGGCCAAAAACAGCAACUCCGUAGCACAGAGCCAGCAGCAAGCCUGGUUGCUGUACCGGGAUAGAGUACUCCUUCAGAUUAGCCAGAUGAUGCAUCUGCUCCGCCAGGAAACAGGUCUCUCCGUGUCAGCCCUGAGCACCGGCCUAAAGCCCUGGCUGGAGCUGGACUCGAUGCGGGGGAACCAGCUGGCCGGGAAGAUACUCAACUGGCAGCAGGAGCAGCUGGGGACACUGGAUCAAGCUGUGGAACUGUUGCUGGAGAGGAAGAAUCGUGUUUGGGCUCGCGUCUUCAUCCAACUGCUGUCCAACUCUUUGGAUAUAAGCGUGGAGCUCAGUCACUGGGCGGGCCGGCUCAACGAUGCGGAUCUGAAUGCCGCAAAGUCCUUCAUUGAGCGCAACGCAGACCACCUGGAGGAGCUGGACCUGACUCUGCUGCUAAGUUUUGCUCCACUGCAGGAAAUGAUUUCCAACAACAUUGUCACGAGCCCAGAGUUUACUUCAAAUAAGGGCCUCAAUAAAUAUGUGAGACGGGCUGCACCGCAUGAGAUGAGACUCUUUAUAUGGACUCUGGAGGAGCAUAGGGACCUUUACGUCUCGUGUAACAUUUUACUGGAUGAAUAUUUUGAUAUGAUUGAUGGACACUGUUCAGUUCUAAAAAAGUCUGAUCAAAAUCUAAGUAGUUUUCCUAUGGGUGUAAAGAGUCGAGGCCGGAAGAAGAAGAAAGAGCAAAAGGGUCUUCCUGUUGUUUGGUCCGGGUGGCAAAGUUUAGUGCCAACAGAUCAGUGGGAUGAAGAAGAUCCGAUAUAUUUCCUCAACCCCAGCAGACCGUUCAGCAUUCCUAACCACCUCCAAGAGCAGGUGGCCGAGUUUGAGGACCAGUAUAGCGGGCCCAGACAUAAGAGGGACUUCAAAAAGCUUCUGGACAACAAUCCUGAUCCCACAGAGGAAAAUAUGUAUGACUACUUUGCACAAAUUCUGGAAGGAUGCGGCCCCCUACCUGCCGACGACCCGCUGCUGAUCGGGGAGAUGGAAUACUUCCCACCGAUGGCUCAUGCAAAGAUUGACAAGGCAGGCGGUUUUGAGCCCUUCCUUUUGGAGUCCCUUCGCUUCAUAAAGAUAGGGAGUCGAGUCGGCCUAGCCAAGCAUGCCGUCACCCUGCAGCAGCAGCAGCAGCAGCAGCAUCAACACCUACCGGAGGCUCUAAAUAUAUUGUCAUCAUCCCAGACUGCGGCACCACAUCCUUAUGACGUUGACCCUUAUCCUGUCCCGACUCACCAUUUAUCUGUUGAUAUGGAUAACCUCGUCCCCCGCGUUGGCAGAGGCCCUAUCAGUUGCUGGAGUGACGCCAAGCUCCUCCCCAACGACUUUGACUGCCUGGAUCUUUAUACUACUGAAGUGGACGAUUUAUGGGAAACGUAUUCCUAUUCAAAUGGAUUAAAUUUGACCCCGAAUGAGGAGGGCAUUUUGAAGCAACAUUCGGAAACACAGACUUGUCCGCUGACUAAGGACAGUGUGGCGAUAAAUACGGAGCCUUUGGAAAGUUAUGAGACCUGCUACGGUGACCUUAACAAAAAGGCCAAGAGCAUUAAGGAAAUGAAGGAUAAGCUGGAUAAAAUGGCAAAUGACCAUGAAGGAGUUGACCAGAGGCACAAAGAGGGCCUGGCAGCCUUGCAGAGAGAGAUCCAAGAGAUCACUGCCAACAUACAAGUUACGGACAAAGAGUUGACCCUGUUCCAGCAGAAGCUCGAAGAGGAGAUCAAGAAGGACCAAAAGGAGAAGAAGGCCAACCAGGAGGUGCUGAAGGCCCUCAAGGUGGAGAUAGAACAGUUGGUGGAGGAGCAAGCCAGUCUAACCAAAAACAUCAGACAGAAGAAGGCCAGCUAUGAGGAGGAUCUAAACACGUUUUUGGAGCUGAGCAAUCAGUUGGCAGCAGAGAAGAUGAGUCUGGAGGAUGAGGUCAAACGCCGCAAAUCCUCUAUUGCCACGGCAACCAAGAGGUCUCAUACCGCGCAGUUGUCCAUCUUGGAGAGCAAUCGGGAUCAGCGUCUGCACAGCCUUCACAGUCAGAGGGCGAAUGCCAAGGUGCUGCUGGCCAAGCUGGAUGAAAACAUGCAGCGAUUUCCAUCCCUGGAAGUAAAUAGACAAAACUGGAGAGCCAACAUGCAAGAGCUGGAAACAAAAAUUGCCACAGUUGAGACUCAGUACAAGGAGCAAAUGGAGCAAGUAAAAUGUGGCAAAAGGGUCAGCGAUGUGCUCAGUAACUCCAGCCAGCCUGAUCCCCAAGUCUCUCUGCUUUCAUCCGACAUGGCCGGCCUUGGCGUGGCACCCGCCCCUCCCCCUGCUGAGACUCAACACCUGGCCAGACCCGCUUCGGCUACGAGCAACACAGUGUUUGACAAGGCCAUGGAGCGCCUGGCCACCAUCUUCCCCAACUACACCAAGCAGGAUUUCAUGAGGUUUUUUAAAGAGCUGCGUUCAUCGAAUGGUGGCAGUCUUAGCAGCAUGGGCUUGCAGGAGGUAGUCAGUGGAGUGAGCCAGGUGAUCCUGAAACAUCAGGACAAUCUCAGAUCUGGUGCCACAUCAAAGGCAACAGAGCAAGGAAGUUCUGCUACGCCCCCUCUAGUGGACUCCACCUCAGUCUGGCAGCGGGUCCAACACCAAAAACCACAUGACACCGUUGCACUGAACUUGGAGGACCCUUGUAUCAUCUGCCAUGAAGACAUGAACCCACAGGACCACUGUGUCCUGGAGUGCAGACACACCUUCCAUAAGAAGUGCAUCACGUCGUGGCUGAAGGAAAAUAGUAGCUGUCCCACCUGCAGGAAGCACACCUUGAUGAGCGACUUCCCCUUGCUGAUUGGUAGGAGGCGCCAAGCCCCGUGAUGUCAUCUUUUUUUUGUUGUUGUUGUUGUAGUGUAACCAACAUUUUAUGUAGUUAAAACUACAAUUUAUGACGAAUAAAAGUCAGGUUAAAAUGUA
Messenger RNA from Dunckerocampus dactyliophorus (ringed pipefish), 5577 nucleotides. RefSeq names its product tetratricopeptide repeat domain 3 (gene ttc3). NCBI's taxonomy places the organism in Eukaryota, Metazoa, Chordata, Actinopteri, Syngnathiformes, Syngnathidae. Gene Ontology annotation, molecular function: protein binding. The transcript has 45 exons. The coding region runs from base 247 to 5481 and encodes 1744 amino acids. The record is from RefSeq and is a predicted model, not a curated record.